AUGAGUGGCAAUAGUCAUAUGAAAGAAGAGGACGUGGAGGUCCAGUCAACAACUUAUUCACUAGAUGAAUAUCUCCAACAUGAGAUUUCCCAGGAAGAAGAUCAUAAAAUCAAAUACCGAACAUGUUCUUGGCAGAAGACGGCAUUCCUAUUAUUCUCUGAAUAUAUCUGUCUAGCCAUUUUAAGUUUUCCUUGGUCAUUCAGUGUUCUAGGACUUAUUCCCGGUUUAAUAUUAACUGUCGGCAUUGCCCUCAUUGUUUUGUAUACUAGUUUGGUUCUUUUAGACUAUUGUUUGAAGCAUCCCGAUUUACGUGAUGUAUGUGAUAUUGGUCAACAUUUAUUUUGGAACAAAAAUUGGGCUUGGUAUUUCACUGCUGUCUGUUAUCUUCUUAACAACACCUUCAUUCAGGGUUUGCAUGUACUCACUGGCUCUAGAUAUCUCAAUGCUAUGAGUAGUCAUGCCAUAUGUACUGUGGGAUUUGGUGCAAUCAUGGGCGUCGUAUGUUUUUUCUUUUCCUUGCCAAGAACUUUUUCAGGUCUGUCUUCUUUAGCGUUGAUCUCAGCUGUUGCAACUUUUGUGUCAGUUGUGUUGGCUAUGAUCUUUUCUGGUAUUCAAGAUGUUCCUGCUGGCUUCGAUGGAACUCCUGUCAAGUGGAAUCUUUGGCCUGAACCCGGUACCAGUUAUGUUGAUGGAAUGAACGCCAUGCUUAAUAUCACUUAUACCUUGGUUGGUCAAAUUGUAUUACCCGCUUUGAUUUGGGAAAUGAAGGACCCCAGAGAGUUCAAAAAGGUGGUGUGGACUGUGACCAUGUGCGAAAUUGUUCUCUACUGCAUUGCUGGUUCUAUCAUUUAUGUUUAUGUGGGCGGUUAUUACAUUACAGCUCCAGCCUUCUUUUCGCUUGAUCCAUUGUAUCUGAAGAUUGCCUUUUCAUUUGUUGUCCCAACUCUUAUUUUCCUUGGUGUACUAUAUGCAUCUGUUUCCGCUAGGUUUAUCUUCCUACGAAUCUUCCCUAAGAACUCGCCCCAUAUUCAUGAACAUACAGUUCUGGGGUGGUCUGUCUGGGCUGGAAUCUUGGCUGCCACUUGGAUUGCUGCUUUUAUUAUUGCUGAAUUGAUUCCUUUUUUCAGUUCUCUUUUGUCCUUGAUGUCGUCGCUUUUUGACUGUUGGUUUGGAUUUAUUUUUUGGGGCGUUGCCUAUUUACGUGUUCAAAGUGAGGAGUACGGACCUGGUUGGUGGAAACACCAGACACUUUGGGGAUAUGUUAAACUUGGAUUUAAUAUUUUCCUGAUUGUUGCCGGCUUCUAUAUUCUGGGCCCUGGAACCUAUGCGACUGCUGAAGCUAUUGUACAAUCGUACCAAGCUGGUGGAAUGCCGGGGCCAUUUACUUGUAAGAAUAAUGCCUAA
Messenger RNA from Sugiyamaella lignohabitans, 1404 nucleotides. RefSeq lists its product as uncharacterized. The transcript has a single exon. Gene Ontology annotation, molecular function: amino acid transmembrane transporter activity. Gene Ontology annotation, biological process: amino acid transmembrane transport. Lineage: Eukaryota; Fungi; Ascomycota; Dipodascomycetes; Dipodascales; Trichomonascaceae. Bases 1 to 1404 code for a protein of 467 amino acids. Gene Ontology annotation, cellular component: vacuolar membrane. The record is from RefSeq and is a predicted model, not a curated record.